AUGGAGAGCCAAAUUCUGCAUCCAAAAGUUGCAGCAUUUCAACCAGAAUGGAACCUGGAAGAUAUCUGCAUGGCAUUCUUCAAAUACACUAGAUGGAAAGUAGAAGAAACUCUGUAUCCAAUCAACUGCCCUUUUCAUUACUUUUGCGACGGCAUUUAUCCUGGGAAUUAUCCGCCGGCUAUGGAUGUUCUAAACACUAGGUACGCAUUCUUGGAAGCUUCAACCAUUUCAGGGAUUUUGCAUGCAAGCGUAUACCUGGACUCUAUUUUCCUUCCUUACUAUGCAGGUAUUGGUGCUCUAGCAUCGUCAACAUUUUCUGGUGAGUGA
Durio zibethinus is the source of this 327-nucleotide messenger RNA. Lineage: Eukaryota; Viridiplantae; Streptophyta; Magnoliopsida; Malvales; Malvaceae. The record is from RefSeq and is a predicted model, not a curated record.